UGCAGGUAGCGAGAGCGAAGCCCGACGGGAAGGGGGCCGCGCGGCGGGAGGGUGCGUGCGGCGGCGAGCGGCGGCGAGCUGCGGCAGCGGCGGCGGCGGCGGCGGGGGCCGGCCGGGCUCAGUACGACACGCGAGCCCGCCGCGCCGCCCCGCGCCGAGCUGCCUGCGAGCCCCGCAGACAUGGAGCACUUCAUAGAGACCGUCCGCAAGUACCCCUGCCUGUGGAACACGACGGCGAUCGAGUACAGGGACCAGGAGCUGAAGGACGCCGCCUGGGCGGAAGUGAUGAAGGAGACGGACCUGUCGUCGGUCAAGGAGGUGAAGCUUAAAUGGAAAAAGCUAAGAGACAGUUACCGAGACGCGUUGAAGCGCCAAAGCGAGAUGCUCGCCAAAGAACCGGGAACAGCUGCAAAGAAGAUAUACCCCUGGAAGUACAUGGGCUUGAUGCAGUUUCUACAACCUUACAUGAGUAACAGAAAGAAACCGGCGGAGACGGCGCCGCCGGCACCCAACGGCGCAGCCGCCGCCGGCUCGACCGACUCGUCCGACUCGGACGCGGACUCCUCGCCCAAACGGAAGAACUGCGGACGUUUGUCUGUUAUCGAUCGGAAACUAGACUAUUUGUGUAAAGCGCAGCAAAGUAAGAGGGCCUGCAUGGAGACAGGACGACGGGACCCGCCCGCUCCAGACCCACUAGAUAUAUUCUUCAAUAGCAUGUGCCAAUCAACGAAGCGGUUCCCUUUCCCCACACAAAUCAGUAUCAAACGUCGCCUAUUCGAGGCAGUGAUGGAAGCUGAAGAAGCCUUAGUAGCGGAGCAGCAGAGCUACGCGAGCUUGUGGGCCAGGGCGCCCGCCUCCUCCUCUAGCAGCGACGACGACAAGGACGACGACAAGCCCUCCUGA
This is a messenger RNA of Diatraea saccharalis (sugarcane borer), 903 nucleotides long. The record is from the annotation of a GenBank genome assembly. NCBI's taxonomy places the organism in Eukaryota, Metazoa, Arthropoda, Insecta, Lepidoptera, Crambidae.